Molecule: messenger RNA, 5033 nt
Organism: Crotalus tigris (Tiger rattlesnake)
Lineage: Eukaryota; Metazoa; Chordata; Lepidosauria; Squamata; Viperidae
Product: DNA topoisomerase 1-like
Exons: 1
Biological process (GO): chromosome segregation; DNA topological change; DNA replication
Cellular component (GO): nucleolus; chromosome
Molecular function (GO): DNA binding; DNA topoisomerase type I (single strand cut, ATP-independent) activity
Source: RefSeq, a predicted model, not a curated record
AUGUAUGUAUGUAUGUAUGUAUGUAUGUACGUAUGUAUUAGACUAUAACUUUACACUUUGCUAUCAGCUCUCAUCACCUGAGAUUCAAUAUAUUGAAUCGAUAGUAUUAUCAUAGUACUAUCAAUAUGCUACUUAUUUUCAUAGACAUAGUAUCAGCAGCAGCUAUUUUUGUGUUUUGCAUUGAGGAGCCUAAACUUUGCAGUCAUUUGCUGCUGAAGCUGAAGUGAACUGCUCCUUGUUAUAAUUUAAUAGGAGAGUUAAAAUCAUUUAUUUACGCAGGCCAUUCAGUCUUUCAGUUGAGGUUUACACAUUUUUAUUCCACACGGUUAUUUGUAAAGUCUCUAAAGCCAUAAAUAGGAAUCGGCUUCAUAUAAUUUUUUUUUAAAAUAAAUGCAUUUUAUCUUGUGCUUGGUAUGAAGUUAUCCACCAGUUGUAACCAGAUAUUUAUGUUCCUAUAGUUAAACCAAAAUUAGAUUAGAUCUAAUAUUUUUCUGUCAAAGUUUAUUAUUUUUGUCUUUAUUAAUAUGAUGGUAACUAUAGCUUUCCUCAAUGAGGUGUUUGCAUUACCUGAAUUUCAUAUAAUAAGCCCAAGUUUUAACAUUCCAAAAUUUUUAAAAGACAAGAUUCCAGAAAACAAUUGUAUGCCUCAAUCCUCCAAAGUUAAUAUCCUCAGGUUGGAUAAGCCAAAAUGUAGGACCAGAUGGUGUCAUGUCUGCAUCCAUCUCUGUUGGUUCAAACUGUCAUAUCCAUAUAAUUGUAAAUGCAAAUUACUUAUAUGAGAAAUGCAUUGCAAAUUAGUAACAGCAAUCCUUCAGCUGGUUUGCACAGCAGGAUACCUGGGGUCCAUGCACAAAAGGCUCUUUAUCACACAAAUUAUCUACUAGCCAGCAUUAGGGCAUAUGCAACAAUGGAAACAAGUAAUAUUUUUUUGUUAUUUAGUCAUGCUCAUCAUCAUGUCAUGCCACCUGCACUCUAGCUGUCAAACACAUCAUUUAAUUGUCUUCAGCUCUCAGGAAUACCAGAGGAGCCAGAAUGUCUUUGAAUUGAGAACAUUCAGAUCCAUCAGCUGUGUUUAUAUUAUGUGUUGAUCCCUAGGUAACUGAACCAUGAUCUAAUGAAUGAUCCCAAUUCAUUAGACACAGAACCAAAAAUUAACUACACAGUAAGACACAGGUUAUUUAAACAUAUUUUGUCCUAGUGCAUUUGGCAAACAAAAUCUUUUAUCAAUAUAUCACAACCUAAUGCCUUGAGAAGAUUGCAGCCUAUAAGAAAUUUAAUGAGAGAUCUUAGAAAAUACCAAUGGAUCUUCAAGGGUAGGCAUUUAUGUUUGGGCUCUCCAUCAAUUUGAAGUUUAUUAAUCACAGUCAGAUAAUGAUUGUCCAUGAUAAAUAAAUCACUGGCUUCAAUAAUUGAGACUAAACCUGUGCAAAAAUGAGGCCUAGUGAAUAAAUCCUGCUUCUGCUGAACUCGGAGUGAUACACACAUGGUUGUAAUAGAGGCAGUUGUGGCAAUACACUUUAGAGCAUAUUUCUGUACAUUUCUGCAAUUAUGCAUUACUAAACAUCCAGCAAAUAUGACAGCUGUCCAAUUAAACUAACACACAUUCCCUAUGUUUUUGUCUUUAAGAGCAUGGGAGUUAAGGAUUUUUGGGUGAAAAUAAUAAUUAUUCCAUAUGAAUAUGCCUUCACAUCUCAUAUUUUUUAAAAAAUAAUCCAAAAUUAAGUAUUCACAACUUGAGUUAUUUUAUCCUAUGCCAUCUUAAUGCUAACAAAAAUGUAGAACUGGAAGAAGAACCAGAAGAAUAGAAAUGUAUGAUUCCUAUCUAUAUUUUAAUAAGAGAGGUAAUACUUUUUUCAUACCAGGAACUGAUAUCUAGCUUGAUGAUAGAUACUUUGAGCUAUAGGUCAGGUUCUAUUGCCUGUUGACUCUUUUUAUUUCCAUUAUAUUUGAAAACCAAAAUUUGUCCUUGAAACUUAUUGGGAAUGUUAACAGAUUUUAUAAUUGGGCUGGAUAGAUUUGGGUAUUCAGAUUGCACACUAAACCAGAAAACUGGAAGUGAUUUUUUUAUUGAAAACUACUUGCAGUGCCUUAUUUAAAUUAAGCCAAGAAGCACAUCAUGCAAAUUGAAAAGCUGAAGGCUUCACCUUGAUAGAUGGAUGCAUUGACUGAUCCAACUUUCCUGUUUUCUGUUGUAGCACCUGGUUAUAUGUUUUGAAUAUUUGUAUAAAUACAUUAUUGAUUUCUUCUACCAAAGAAAGGGGACAGUUAAUGAGGCUGGGGCAAACAUCAGAUUAUUGUCAGCUAAGCCUUUUGCACCCCAAUUCAUAUUUCUGAAGAAAUGCCUAAAUUUUGUUCUGAACAUUAAAACUUGUGACAUUUUGAUACAAAUAAACAGGCAACAACCGCUACCCCCCUCAUUUGCACUGAUGAUGUUACCUAGUUGGGUAAUGAAACAUCUGCAAGCAAUCAAGCUCAGAGAGCAUCAAAAACAGUUCAACCCUUAGCUAUUCAGACACUCUUUUCUACAGGAAUGUAAUUGUCAAAAUGGCUAUCAAAACUAGAAUUACUUGGUUUAGGGAGCUGUGGUUUUCCUUUGGCCUCAAGUCCUUCCCUCUCUCCGGGUUUUUCUUGCUUACGACUGUGGUAUAGGCAUGAGUGGGGAUCAGCUGCAUAACGACUCCCAGAUUGAUCCAGAUUUCCGAGCGAAUGAUUCGCACAAACAUAAAGAUAAACACAAAGAUAGAGAACAUCGACACAAAGAGCACAAGAAGGAUAAAGACAGAGAAAAAUCCAAGUACAGUAACAGUGAACACAAAGAGUUUUCAGAGAAGAAACACAAAGAGAAGGAGAAAACCAAACAUAAAGAUGGUAGUUCAGAAAAACAUGACAAACACAAAGACAAACACAAAGAUAGAGAGAAGGAGAAGCGAAAGGAAGAAAAGAGUAAAUCAUCUGGUGAAAUGAAAAUAAAGAAAGAAAAGGAAAAUGGCUUCUCCAGUCCACCACGUAUAAAGGAAGAAAUAGAUGAUGAUGGCUAUUAUAAAGAAGAUUACAAGAGAUCCCGAGAGGAUCAUGAUAUUGACUACAAACUUAAGAAGAUUAAAACCGAAGAUGUAAAAAAAUCAAAAAAACGAAAACAGGAAGAUGAAGAGGAGAGCAAACCGAAGAAAAUAAAGAGCAAAGAUAAGAAGCCCCCAGGAGAUAUGAAAAAGAAAAAAACAAAAAAAGAAGAGGAACAAAAAUGGAAAUGGUGGGAAGAAGAACGCUAUCCUGAAGGUAUUAAAUGGAAAUUCUUGGAGCACAAAGGUCCUGUGUUUGCUCCACCAUACGAACCGAUGCCUGAAAAUGUCAAAUUCUACUAUGAUAGUAAAGUCAUGAAACUCAAUCCUAAAGCAGAAGAGGUUGCAACUUUCUUUGCAAAAAUGCUUGAUCAUGAGUAUACUACAAAGGAUAUCUUCAGGAAAAACUUCUUUAAAGACUGGAGAAAGGAAAUGACUCCAGAAGAAAAGGGAAUUAUCACCAGCCUCAGCAAAUGUGACUUUGAUCACAUGAGUCAGUAUUUCAAGGCCCAAACAGAAGCUAGAAAGCAAAUGACCAAGGAUGAAAAGCAGAAAAUUAAAGAAGAGAACGAGCGGUUAUUAAAAGAAUAUGGUUAUUGUAUCAUGGAUAACCAUAAGGAAAGAAUUGCCAACUUUAAGAUUGAGCCUCCAGGUCUCUUCAGAGGGCGUGGUAACCAUCCCAAAAUGGGCAUGCUGAAGCGACGAAUAAUGCCUGAAGACAUCAUCAUCAAUUGUAGCAAGAAUUCUAAAGUCCCUCCUCCUUCUCCUGGACAUAAAUGGAAAGAGAUUUGGCAUGAUAAUAAAGUAACCUGGCUGGUAUCAUGGACUGAGAAUAUUCAAGGAUCUAUUAAGUACAUCAUGUUGAAUCCCAGCUCUAGAAUCAAGGGUGAGAAAGACUGGCAGAAAUACGAGAUAGCUCGGAGAUUAAAGAAAUGCGUUGAUAGGAUUUGAAAUCAAUAUCGAGAAGAUUGGAAAUCCAAAGAGAUGAAAGUGCGGCAAAGGGCUGUGGCAUUGUACUUCAUUGACAAACUUGCUCUGAGAGCUGGCAAUGAGAAAGAAGAAGGAGAGAUUGCUGACACAGUGGGCUGUUGCUCCCUCCGUGUGGAACAUAUUAAUUUGCAUCCAGAAUUAGAUGGUCAGGAAUAUGUAGUAGAAUUUGAUUUCCCCGGAAAAGACUCCAUAAGAUACUAUAACAAAGUACCUGUUGAGAAAAGGGUAUUUAAGUUAUUCAUGGAGAAUAAGCAGCCAGAAGAUGAUUUAUUUGAUAGACUUAAUACCAGCAUUUUAAAUAAGCAUCUUCAAGAUCUUAUGGAAGGGCUGACAGCUAAGGUAUUCCGAACAUAUAAUGCCUCUAUUACACUACAGCAACAACUGAAGGAACUGACAACCUCGGAUGAUAACAUCGCAGCAAAGAUCCUGUCUUACAACCGUGCCAACAGAGCUGUUGCUAUUCUUUGCAACCACCAGAGGGCACCUCCAAAAAUCUUUGAAAAAUCCAUGAUGAAUUUACAGUCCAAGAUUGAUGCCAAGAAGGAACAGUUGGCCGAUGCCAAGAGAGAACUAAAAAGCGCCAAAGCUGAUGCCAAGAUCCGAAGGGAUGAGAAGUCUAAAAAGACUGUGGAAACUAAGAAGAAGGCUGUACAAAGGGUGGAGGAACAGCUGAUGAAACUGGAAGUUCAAGCAACAGACCAAGAGGAAAACAAGCAAAUAGUCUUGAGUACCUCCAAACUAAAUUAUCUGGAUCCUAGAAUUUCUGUUGCUUGGUGCAAGAAAUUUGGAAUACUGAUAAAAAAAAUAUAUAAUAAAACUCAACGAGAGAAAUUUGCCUGGGCAAUUGACAUGGCAGAUGAAGACUUCGAGUUUUAAUGUGAUUUUAAUGGGCUGGAUUUUAUGGAAGAAAAUGAGCGUAGUUCUUUAUUUCGGGUUUGGAGGAAAUAUUAUAGAAGUGAUUUUAAAAUCCCAUUAUGGGCUAUA